AUGCCCAGCUCACAUCAUUCUCACCGACCACCGACGUCUGCCACCCCUACCCCGGAAUGGAGAGUCCCGGCGGCACCCCCGAGACCAUCAGGUCGUCCAGUUGCGAGCCCACCACCACCACCGCCGCCACCUCCGUCCUAUAACCCAGCCACUGGUAACUACGGCCCAAGUCCUAAUUACAGUCCGAUUACUGGCUUUGCGGGCGUUAAUACGGCGACAUGGGGUGUGAAUUACAACAGACAAAAUUAUAUGCAUUCGCCUCCUCCUCCGCUGCCGCCGCGGCCUUCCAGUACCUCUGGUCAGCCGUCAAAUACCCAGUCACCGACCGUAACGCCCGCAGAUUACCACCAGUCUUCAAUUCCGAGUUAUGGAGGAGGGGUGUCAUCGGGGGAUUAUCACCAGCAAUGGGCAUCAAAUCCUACUUAUGCGCCUCAGCAACCUGCGACCUCUUUACCACCUCCCCCACCUCCCCCACCUCCACCGCCGGUCACGGUUGACACGUCUAGUUAUCACAAUCCUGCACUAUCAGUGCCAGUGGUAUCACAGACUCAGCAAGCUUGGAACCAGCCGCCACCACCAUCGUAUCCCAAUAUUACCCCGAGUCAAUAUCACCCUCUAAGUACUGGCGCCAGUUAUCCAGGCCCUACUUCAGCCCUUCCAGCGCCCAGCUUUCAACAGGACGUAGAUGUCCGGCCAGCGGCGUCCUUUUCGCCGGAAGGACCUGCGUCACAGUCUCCAAUAGCUGCUCCGCCUGUGCCUCCGAAAGCUGGUCCUUCCGUGUUGGGAUCAGGUGGCCCUUCUGAUUGGGAGCAUCUCUCUCCUACCGCAGGUGAAAUUGAUGAUGUAGCUGCUUUCAGACCAAGAAUAGACGCACCAGCAAAUGCGACGCAUGAUUUGAGUCCGAGUCAUGGAGGUGGUACUACAGGCAUGACUGGAAGCGGCCAUUCGCCAACACCGUCAUUUUCGGACCUGGACUAUAGAAAACCAACAGUGAGCGAGGCAUCCCAGAAUUACUCGACUCAAUCACCUACUAGCCCAGGGACUCGGCAUGAUUUUCCGCCGCCCGCUCAACCAGUUAGGAUGGACACAAUUGGAUCAGAUUAUACCACGGACUCUCUCGUUGCGAGCUCCGAAAAUAUUGACGGUGUUAUCGAGGCAUGGAAUAUGCCAAUCUCGGCGGAUGACAAGCCAUCGCCGGUACAGCAAAGUCCCAAAGUUGAACAAGCACCAGUUUCUCCUCAUAUGACUUCAAGUCUUGUGGAAUCCGUCCCAACAAAACAGCCAGAACCUACAGCACCUGGAAAUGAAACUCGCGUCGACUUAGUGGAUAAAACGAAAGAUGCUGUCAAUGAAUCGGCGAGGGCGGCGACAGAAUCCCCUCGGCCGCCAUCUAGGCAGGUCGAUCGCUACGAAGAUCUUGAUUCCUGGUCGCAGUCCUCUUUGGAACGCUAUGUGGCGAUGUUGCGAAAAGAAGCUGUUGCUGAUUCUGACGAGGAGCGCUUUAAGAUCUUCACAACAUUUAUGGCCAAAGAAACGAAGCUGCGUGAAAUUCUCUACAGUAUCGAGCAUGAGACCACCGCUGCUGCAGAGGCUCCUCAGCAAUCGGCUGAUGCUCAAACCCCAGCGAAGGAACCAAAUAAUAAGCCGACAACCACUCCAGACGAAUCAGGGUUGAUACCAGUAGAAACUGAAGAGAACCACUCUGCGCCAAAUAUUGACGAUGUAGAAGAUGGCAGCUAUAGUCCAGGCGGGCGUCCUAUCCUUCCCAGGCUUCAUACCCCUCAGUCGGCAGCACUCCAUAGGUCAGCGUCUAACCCAGGGGGCCCUAAGUACACCGCAAGCCACGCAGUGGCAGCCCAUAGCUUGCGCUCUACCUCGGUACCGCCUAACAAUCCAGUGUACUCUCCCCUCACAACAAAUCCCCCGCAGCGGAUCUACACGCCAUUCCGAUACACCGAAGGACCUCAGAGAGGCUCCGACAAACUACAGAUUGACCGCCCCGCGUAUCAAGCUUACUCUGCGUUGCGGCAGGCGGGGGCAGAAAGCGGACGUGUAAUGGCGGACACGGCACCAUCAACUGAAGGUAACCGGAAGCGGGCUACAUCCGGGGCAUCUAUCCAAAAUGAUCUAGAUGAAACCUUCGUCGGGUUAAUCAGAGAAAAGAGCGUCAACUAUCGCACGAAGCCUUCCCAGACCUCAAUUCCGCCGCUGCCACCAUCUCUCCGGCAGGGGAAACCACCUAAUCCGCUUGAAGAAUUGCGCACUAUUAUUUCGACCCCGGCUUAUAAAAAGUCGGAAAGCCUGUGGCAUACUACAGUUAGGCAAGACCUUGAGAAGUAUCCUAACGACUUUAGUUUUGUCCGUGAGACAGGUCGAAACUGGGAGAUGGCCAGCAAGGCUCGCAAAGAGAGCCUAGAACAGGAGCGCAUUAAAAGACAAGAGGAGUCAGAGAGUCAUAUUGAUGCGCUAUUUAAUGAAAAGGAAAUUGGCUAUGCGGAUAUCAACAUCCUGGAGGAAGAGUUCCGACAAACAGAGGCCCGCACCCAGCUUGAGGAGGAACGAAAGGAACUUGAGGAUUUUAUUUCCAAUGUUUACGGGCCAUUGGAUAAGCGGUUGGAGGAAGAGAUAUCUGCCCUUCAAGUUCAUUAUGACUCUGCGCUCAGCCAGCUGGACCGCGAGAACAACAACAAGCAAGAAGGCGCAGGCAAGCACAGCAUAUCUCACACAAUGAAGAUCGUGAACGAGAUCCACCACAGACUCGAAAUGAGACACCACAAGCGGUUGGAGAUUGCUCUGGACCGCGAGCGCCGGCGACAGAAAGCUGAGAGACGGCCUCUCGUUUUUAUGGGUGAUUCUGCGGCGUUGAAGAAACUAGACAACGAGUUUGAUCAAAUGGAGAAACAGAAUAUCCUGGAAGCCGCGCGUGCUCGUGAUGAGCGGGCUAACAAGCUCAUGGACUUAUUCGACGAUGCCAUCAUGCGCGGGCUAGGAGAGAACCAGAGUCUACUCGACGAGCUAUCAGCCAAAGUGACUCAGGUCAACGACACCGCCAUCCGCUCAUCCAGCCUCCCAGAGGCAGAAGUUGAGCAGAUCCUCAAAUCCGUCCACAGCCUAGUAGAGUACCUUCGCAAAGACUCCGAGUCCAUUCUCCACAGCUUCGGCGUUGCCGACUCGGCUCUCAACAACGCAGACUAUAGCGUCUCCGUGGCCGAGGCGCGUUAUUCCAACGCAGAGCCGGAGGUGUUCCGCCAGCUUGAGGCUGAGAAGAAGAAAGAAGAUGCCAAGAUCCAGGAUAAUGUCCGUACCAAAUUACAGAGCUUUAGCGUCGGACCUGCCAAGAUCGCGGUCGCCAUUAACGACGCCCUGCGCACGCUAGGGAAAACGCCUUUCCCUGACAUGCCAGUUCCUGCGGAUGUCAUUCCUGCCAGCCAACUUUAUGACAUUUCGCUACCUACUCCUGCUGUUCGGCCUGCUAGUACGUUGGGCAUAGCGGCGAGGAAGCUGGAGACAGACCCAGAGCAUCGGGAGCGGCUGCGCAAGGCGUUGGACGACGCAAAGAAACGCAAUGCGGCAAGGCAGCGCUCGGCGUCUGUGGUGGCGAAGGAAUGAUUUCUCAAGGUUGUGUAGCUUAUGACUCACGAAUUUCUUAUGUUCUUAUACCCUUUACCUUUGGCGAUGCACUUGUCUUUCUUACGUUUUUUGUCUCUGUCCCCGUAUAGAUCGUUAGGGCAUACCUUAUAGUCGACACAAUGAUUAAUCUAUUAAUAUUCUCGUUCUA
Aspergillus nidulans FGSC A4 is the source of this 3778-nucleotide messenger RNA. RefSeq lists its product as uncharacterized. The transcript is spliced from 2 exons. Lineage: Eukaryota; Fungi; Ascomycota; Eurotiomycetes; Eurotiales; Aspergillaceae. The record is from RefSeq and is a predicted model, not a curated record. Bases 1 to 3609 code for a protein of 1202 amino acids.